Molecule: messenger RNA, 2652 nt
Organism: Ochlerotatus camptorhynchus
Lineage: Eukaryota; Metazoa; Arthropoda; Insecta; Diptera; Culicidae
Product: polyubiquitin-C
Exons: 2
Coding region: 131-2644 (837 amino acids)
Biological process (GO): protein ubiquitination; modification-dependent protein catabolic process
Cellular component (GO): cytoplasm; nucleus
Molecular function (GO): RNA binding; protein tag activity; ubiquitin protein ligase binding
Source: RefSeq, a predicted model, not a curated record
UGAGUUUUCGGAACUCUCCAGAAAGUGCGUAAUUUUAUUCCAAGCUGCGAUUAUAAAAAAAGUAAAGGUGAAUUUUAUUCCGUGUGCUACCGACAGAAGAUUUCCUGCGUGAAGAAAACAGUUUUUGAGAAUGCAGAUCUUCGUCAAGACCUUGACCGGUAAGACCAUCACUCUGGAGGUCGAACCUUCGGAUACCAUCGAGAAUGUGAAGGCCAAGAUCCAAGACAAGGAAGGUAUUCCUCCAGAUCAGCAGCGUUUGAUCUUCGCUGGAAAGCAGCUCGAGGAUGGUCGUACUUUGUCCGACUACAACAUCCAGAAGGAAUCCACCCUUCAUCUGGUCCUUCGUCUGCGAGGCGGCAUGCAGAUCUUCGUGAAGACUCUCACGGGAAAGACCAUCACUCUUGAGGUCGAGCCUUCGGACACCAUCGAAAACGUCAAGGCCAAGAUUCAGGACAAGGAAGGCAUCCCGCCAGAUCAACAGCGUCUGAUCUUUGCUGGUAAGCAGCUCGAGGAUGGUCGUACUUUGUCCGACUACAACAUCCAGAAGGAAUCCACCCUUCAUCUGGUCCUUCGUCUGCGAGGCGGUAUGCAGAUCUUCGUGAAGACCUUGACCGGUAAGACCAUCACUCUGGAGGUCGAGCCUUCGGACACCAUCGAAAACGUCAAGGCCAAGAUUCAGGACAAGGAAGGCAUCCCGCCAGAUCAACAGCGUCUGAUCUUUGCUGGUAAGCAGCUCGAGGAUGGUCGUACUUUGUCCGACUACAACAUCCAGAAGGAAUCCACCCUUCAUCUGGUCCUUCGUCUGCGAGGCGGUAUGCAGAUCUUCGUGAAGACCUUGACCGGUAAGACCAUCACUCUGGAGGUCGAGCCUUCGGACACCAUCGAAAACGUCAAGGCCAAGAUUCAGGACAAGGAAGGCAUCCCGCCAGAUCAACAGCGUCUGAUCUUUGCUGGUAAGCAGCUCGAGGAUGGUCGUACUUUGUCCGACUACAACAUCCAGAAGGAAUCCACCCUUCAUCUGGUCCUUCGUCUGCGAGGCGGUAUGCAGAUCUUCGUGAAGACCCUCACGGGCAAGACAAUUACUCUUGAGGUCGAGCCAUCGGACACCAUCGAGAACGUCAAGGCCAAGAUUCAGGACAAGGAAGGCAUCCCGCCAGAUCAACAGCGUCUGAUCUUUGCUGGUAAGCAGCUCGAGGAUGGUCGUACUUUGUCCGACUACAACAUCCAGAAGGAAUCCACCCUUCAUCUGGUCCUUCGUCUGCGAGGCGGUAUGCAGAUCUUCGUGAAGACCUUGACCGGUAAGACCAUCACUCUGGAGGUCGAGCCAUCGGACACCAUCGAGAACGUCAAGGCCAAAAUCCAGGACAAGGAAGGUAUUCCUCCAGAUCAGCAGCGUUUGAUCUUCGCUGGAAAACAGCUCGAGGAUGGUCGUACUUUGUCCGACUACAACAUCCAGAAGGAAUCCACCCUUCAUCUGGUCCUUCGUCUGCGAGGCGGUAUGCAGAUCUUCGUGAAGACCUUGACCGGUAAGACCAUCACUCUGGAGGUCGAGCCUUCGGACACCAUCGAAAACGUCAAGGCCAAGAUUCAGGACAAGGAAGGCAUCCCCCCAGAUCAACAGCGUCUGAUCUUUGCUGGUAAGCAGCUCGAGGAUGGUCGUACUUUGUCCGACUACAACAUCCAGAAGGAAUCCACCCUUCAUCUGGUCCUUCGUCUGCGUGGUGGUAUGCAGAUCUUCGUGAAGACCUUGACCGGUAAGACCAUCACUCUGGAGGUCGAGCCAUCGGACACCAUCGAGAACGUCAAGGCCAAAAUCCAGGACAAGGAAGGUAUUCCUCCAGAUCAGCAGCGUUUGAUCUUUGCUGGUAAGCAGCUCGAGGAUGGUCGUACUUUGUCCGACUACAACAUCCAGAAGGAAUCCACCCUUCAUCUGGUCCUUCGUCUGCGUGGUGGUAUGCAGAUCUUCGUGAAGACCUUGACCGGUAAGACCAUCACUCUGGAGGUCGAGCCAUCGGACACCAUCGAGAACGUCAAGGCCAAGAUUCAGGACAAGGAAGGCAUCCCGCCAGAUCAACAGCGUCUGAUCUUUGCUGGUAAGCAGCUCGAGGAUGGUCGUACUUUGUCCGACUACAACAUCCAGAAGGAAUCCACCCUUCAUCUGGUCCUUCGUCUGCGUGGUGGUAUGCAGAUCUUCGUGAAGACCUUGACCGGUAAGACCAUCACUCUGGAGGUCGAGCCAUCGGACACCAUCGAGAACGUCAAGGCCAAGAUCCAGGACAAAGAAGGUAUUCCUCCAGAUCAGCAGCGUUUGAUCUUCGCUGGAAAGCAGCUCGAGGAUGGUCGUACUUUGUCCGACUACAACAUCCAGAAGGAAUCCACCCUUCAUCUGGUCCUUCGUCUGCGAGGCGGUAUGCAGAUCUUCGUGAAGACCCUUACGGGCAAGACCAUUACUCUGGAGGUCGAGCCAUCGGACACCAUCGAGAACGUCAAGGCAAAGAUCCAGGACAAGGAAGGCAUUCCUCCAGAUCAACAGCGUUUGAUCUUCGCUGGUAAACAGCUCGAGGAUGGUCGUACCCUUUCCGACUACAAUAUCCAGAAGGAGUCUACCCUUCACUUGGUCCUUCGUCUUCGCGGUGGAAACUGAAUCAAAAA